AUGUGGACUAUCUUGCUGAUUUCAAACAUCAACUCUGGACAUACUGAGGAAAGACCAAAAGCCAAAGUGACCAUCAAACCUGCUCAACAGAGGAGAGGAGAGACAGUCACUCUCAGAUGUGACAUACAGGAUGAUGGAGUCACUAGAUGGCAGUACAGUUGGUAUAAAGGCUCAGACAGUGUUUUCAGUGAUAAACAGGAACACACAUUCAGUCCUGUUAAAGAGGUUGACGCAGGUAAAUACUCCUGUUAUGGAGUAGAGACGGAAGGAUCACGAACAUCAAACAGUGAUGAAGUUACACUGACAGUAUCAGUUCCCAAAGCAGUUUUAAGUGUUUCUCCACAGAUGUGGUUGACUGAAGGAGAUUCAGUGACUCUGAUCUGUCAGAUUAAUGGCUUCUCUACAGGCUGGACAUUCAGCUGGUUCACUGAGACUGUCUCAUCAAACAGCAGCAGAGGAGCUGGAGGAAACUACACUGUCAGUUCUGCUGCUCUAAAUCACACAGGAGUUUAUUUGUGCAAACCAGCCUAUAACACACAGUACAGCAACACACAGUUAAUAUGGGUCACUGGUGUUUCUCCUCCAGUCUCUCUGAUCAUCAGUCCCAACAGAACUCAACACUUCACAUCUGUCUCUGUCUCUGUCUCUCUGAGCUGUGAGGACCAGAGUGACUCUACUGGAUGGAAAGUGAGAAGAAACACAGACAGAUAUGGGCUAAAAUAUUGUUCAUCAUUAUUGUGGGGAUCACAAACAGGAUCUACAUGUACAAUCAGAUCCACCACCCAAUAUGACACUGGUGAGUCUGAAUCUUGAGAGAAAUAUCAUCCUUUAAAUAGGCCUUUUAAUAUCACUGUACACUUUGGUGUGAUUCUGGAGAGUCCUGUUCAUCCUGUGACUGAAGGAGAUACUCUGAUUCUACACUGUUUAUAUCAAAAUACAACACCACCAAACCUCAGAGCUGAUUUCUAUAAAGAUGAAUCACUCAUCCAGAGUCAAACUACAGAGAUGAUCAUCUCUACUGUCUCAAAGUCACAUGAGGGUUUCUACUACUGCAAACACCCAGAGAGAGGAGAGUCACCCAAGAGCUGGAUCUCAGUCACAGCUUCCUCCAGAAGAUCAGGAUCUGAUGGUCUCAAUCCUGUGAUAGUUGGAGUGACUGCUGGACUGACUGUCACAUUUUUGAUUGUUGUCUUUUUGGUCCUGUUGUGGCGCUACAGAAACAACAAAGGUGGAAGAUCUCAGUCUCCCUCUAGUGUCAGUCAACAGCAGAACAGCAGUCUAUGA
Labeo rohita (rohu) is the source of this 1284-nucleotide messenger RNA. RefSeq lists its product as uncharacterized. Lineage: Eukaryota; Metazoa; Chordata; Actinopteri; Cypriniformes; Cyprinidae. Gene Ontology annotation, biological process: cell surface receptor signaling pathway. The record is from RefSeq and is a predicted model, not a curated record. Gene Ontology annotation, molecular function: transmembrane signaling receptor activity.